Messenger RNA from Onychostruthus taczanowskii (white-rumped snowfinch), 848 nucleotides. RefSeq names its product hydroxysteroid dehydrogenase-like protein 2. Gene Ontology annotation, cellular component: mitochondrion. NCBI's taxonomy places the organism in Eukaryota, Metazoa, Chordata, Aves, Passeriformes, Passeridae. The record is from RefSeq and is a predicted model, not a curated record. The transcript has 4 exons. Bases 1 to 486 code for a protein of 161 amino acids.
AUGGAAGUUGAUGGUAUCAUUCUCUCCUUUAACCCCUCUUUUAAAUGUAAAAAGAUGCUAUCAGGUGCUGCCCUCACAUUCAAAGAGGAGAAGAAAUUAAGCAGAUCCCAGCAGGAAGGAGCAGAUGCAGCCAAGGCUAAGACAGACUCUGCUGCAGCCCCACCAUCGGGUCCUGUUGCAGAGACGUUCCGAGUUAUUCAGGGGGCAGUGACUGAAGAGUACGUGAGAAGCACUCAGGGUGUCUUUCAGUUUGAGCUCUCUGGCGAUGGUGGAGGCACUUGGUAUAUUGACCUGAAGACCAAGGGUGGGAACGCUGGCUUCGGAAAGCCUCCUGUGACAGCUGAUGUGGUUAUGAGCAUGUCGAGCGCCGACUUUGUGAAGAUGUUCACAGAUUUUGAGGCACAUAAAAAUGAAGUGACUAAAAAACCUGACUGUUUUGCUGCUGUGAAUAACUGGAGAGAAAGGUACGGGGGUUUUGGGUGGUGAUGAAUGAAGAGAACGGCUCCAAGAUGUGCAUAAGAGAGACGCGAUCUGCAGGCCGCUGACAUUCGUGAGCAGGACAGAUGGCUCGUCGUACUGCGAAGGAAAUGGCAGUCUUCCUUUCCGCCGGUUCAGCAGCUGCAGGUCCUGGCCGGAGCCUGGAGCCGGCGAUGCCAGCAGAGGGAGCAGGCAGCAGGCCGCAGCGGCGCUGCCAAGCCUGCCCUGCUGCCCGGCCUGCGGCAUGCUUGCUUAGGGGCUAGACUCGCCAAAGUGCUCCAAGACCCUUUUCUGCUUAAAGCACGGGGCAAAUAUGGGAUAGGGUGAGAUAAGCGGAUUUGCAGCAAUUAAAAAUCUGUCUGUGCCUUGCA